Zingiber officinale is the source of this 1403-nucleotide messenger RNA. RefSeq names its product protein PMR5-like. The record is from RefSeq and is a predicted model, not a curated record. The coding region runs from base 75 to 1211 and encodes 378 amino acids. Gene Ontology annotation, cellular component: Golgi apparatus. The transcript has 5 exons. NCBI's taxonomy places the organism in Eukaryota, Viridiplantae, Streptophyta, Magnoliopsida, Zingiberales, Zingiberaceae. Gene Ontology annotation, molecular function: O-acetyltransferase activity.
GGUAUUCGUACAUGGACAAGAACUGAAGCUUUGUCUCCUUCCUUCUCUCUUCCUUUCUCUCUCUUUCCUUCUUCAUGGAGUCCGUUUCUAGCCUCCUGCUCCUCUGUUUUCUUCUGGUUCAAGCCUUAGCUGGAGCUUCCGGAGUGGUCAUCGGCCUCCGCCGGCGCAGAGACGCCACCCAGCGCCGCUUCGGCGGUGGUGCCGACCGAGUAGCGUGCGACAUCUUCACCGGGAGCUGGGUGAGGGACGACACGUACCCGCUGUACCAGUCCCUCAACUGCCCCGUCAUCGAUUCCCAGUUCAACUGCCAGUUGUACGGCCGUCCGGACUCCGACUACCUCCGGUACCGGUGGAGGCCGGCCGGAUGCGAGCUCCCGAGGUUCGAUGGUCUGGAUUUCCUGAGGAGAAUGAGGGGGAAGACGGUGAUGUUCGUCGGCGACUCGCUGGGGCGGAACCAGUGGCAGUCGUUGAUCUGCAUGCUCGGCGCCGCCUCGCCGCUGUCGCCGACGCAGUUCAUCAGAGGAGAUCCGCUCUCCGCCUACAAAUUCCUGGAUUACGGAGUGUCGAUCUCCUUCUACCGAGCGCCCUACCUCGUCGACGUCGGCGUGGUGGAGGGGAGGAGGAUUCUGAUGCUGAACUACAUCUCCGGCAACGGGAACGCGUGGAGGACGGCGGACGUGCUCUGCUUUAACUCCGGCCAUUGGUGGACGCACAGAGGAGCUAUGCAAGGGUGGGAUUACAUGGGCGAUGGAGGCGGCUACUACAUGGACAUGGAUCGAUUGGUGGCGUUCCAGAAAGCGAUGAAUACGUGGGCGAAUUGGGUAGAUAUUAACCUGGAUACGAGCAAGACGAAGGUGUUCUUCCAGGCCAUUUCGCCUACGCAUUACAACCCAAUGGAAUGGAACAGUAGCACGACCAAGAAUUGCUUCGGCGAGAUAGCUCCGAUCAGUGGGUCGAUCUAUCUAGGUUCGUACCCAGACCAAAUGCCGAUCCUGAAGGGUGUGAUCAAGGCGAUGAGAAGCCCAACCUACUUGCUCGACAUCACCACCUUAUCGCAGCUCCGCAAGGACUGCCACCCUUCGAUUUACAGCGGUGACCUAAACCCCGAACAACGAGCAAACCCGGACCGAUCCGCUGACUGCAGCCAUUGGUGCCUUCCGGGCCUACCUGAUACGUGGAACCAACUGUUCUACACUGCUCUCUUCUUCUAGUUCAUGAAAACACUGAGCUAUUGUUUAUUGUUAUUGAAUUAUGUUUUCAAUUGCUUUGGGUAAUUGUUAAUAUGAUUGAUUAGGCAAGGAUUAUACAAGUUCCCAUGGAUCCCAUCAAAUGUGGAUUUUAUCGAGAAAGAAUUGCAAAUUAAAUAAAAUCAUGCGUUUCUUUCAAAGAAAGGCUUUGCUCGA